Messenger RNA from Mytilus trossulus (common blue mussel), 459 nucleotides. RefSeq lists its product as uncharacterized. Lineage: Eukaryota; Metazoa; Mollusca; Bivalvia; Mytilida; Mytilidae. Bases 1 to 459 code for a protein of 152 amino acids. The transcript has 3 exons. The record is from RefSeq and is a predicted model, not a curated record.
AUGAACAAUAUGUCUGAACCUGACCUUUAUGACUUCAUGAGAAGUCGCAAUAUUAAAGAUGAUAUUAUAAGAACAUUGAUAGAGGAAAAGAUAGAUUCCCAAACUAUCAUUCACAUGUCAGAAGAGGAAUUGACAAAGUUUGUGCCGCUGUAUGGGGAUCGCAAAGCAAUAAUAGCGUUUAGCAGGGACAGAAAAGACACGUCUUGUGAAAAGAAAAAGAAGACAAAGACGUCGUUAAUGAAAAAACUUCGGGCAAAAGUGAAUGCAAUAAAGGGAGGGGCCUCUUAUAGUAGUGGAGAUGAGGAUGAGGAUGAAAAAGAUGUACGUAGUUCUUUAAGUAAGAAACUGAAAGGCAACAAGAACGCAGAAAAAAAGAAACGUCUUGUGGAUCUAAGCUGUUUCCAUCAUGACGGUGAUGCAUAUCACCCAGAUACGAGGAAACAAGGGCGGUGGCCCUAA